This is a messenger RNA of Erythranthe guttata (spotted monkey flower), 2082 nucleotides long. Lineage: Eukaryota; Viridiplantae; Streptophyta; Magnoliopsida; Lamiales; Phrymaceae. The record is from RefSeq and is a predicted model, not a curated record.
AUGGCAGAAGGCACUAGAGCAAAGGAUCAACUGGAAACACAAAAAAAAUUGGUGGAACAGAGGAUUCAAGAGGAGAUGGGGAAAAGGCAGGCAGUAGAGAUGAACCUUCAGGAGCAGAUCCACCAAAAUCAGCUCAGGGCUGAGAAAUCUUUUGAGAACCUGCAGAUCCAACUAGCCAAGAUUGCAGAAAGAAUGGAGGUUUAUCAUAGGGAUAAAUCCAUUAUGGGGGAGGGCUCAUCUGCAGGUAAUGGUUCAUUCCCACCUCAUAUUCAGCAUGAGAAUAUGAACAGGACUUUUCAGGAAUCCAGAUCCAACAGAAACAAUGAUCAAAUAGGACAUUCAGAUCCUUUUGCUGGAAAUUUCAACCCAAACCCUAGACUGGAAUUUCCUAGAUUUGAUGGGACAAACCCUAGAUCCUGGUUAUUCAAAUGCCAAGGAUAUUUUCAGCUAGUUACUAACCUCACUGAGAAACAGAAAGUAACACUAGCUGGUUUGAAUUUUGAAGGGAGGGCAGCAGUUUGGUUUAGCCAUCUGCUGCAACAGGGCAGUGACUACACUUGGGAUCAGUUUGUAGGGUUGGUGGCUGCAAGAUUUGAAGAGCUGAAAGAGGCUAAGGUUCUGUCUGAGCUGAUGAAGUUGAAGGUCACUACAUCUUUGGAGGAUUAUAUCAGUAGGUUUGAGGAGCUCAAAUCUUACUUGAUGAUGUUUAACACUAGGGUGUAUGAUGAGGAGUUUUUUAUGACAUGCUUUGAGAGUGGCUUACCUGAAGACAAUCAGCAGUUUUCCUCCCUUUUUGAAGCAAAAAAUUUGCAACAGGCCUUUGACCAAACCAGGAAACAAGAAGCACUACUGGAGGCUAUUGCAAAGAGGGGGAAAUUACACUCCAAACCAAUGACUUCACAGGCUUUUCAGCCCAAGAGGUUACUGCAACACAAUCAUCAAAACACACAGACUGCCUUAGUCAAGGCUAACCCAACUCAAGCUAAUCACCCUCCAAGGAAGAACCUCACAUUAUCAGAGAUGAGGGCUAGGAGGGAGAAGGGGUUGUGUUUUAAUUGUGAUGAACAAUACCAACCAGGCCACAAGUGCAAGUAUACUCAGUUGUACAUGGUGAUGACUAGUGCUGAAGAGGAGGCUCAUUUGUUGGCCAUGAGUAGCAUGGAACAAGUUGAGAAUGAGGAACAAAUGGAAAAUGUUGAAGUGUCCUUAAAUGCCAUUGCAGGGCAGAGUGGGGCAAGGACAAUUAAGGUACAAGGAGAGUUAGAAAAAGGGGCUAUCAAGAUCCUCAUUGACACAGGGAGCACUCACAGCUUUAUCUGUGAGCAGUUGGCACAACAACUCAAUUGUGUCACCACAGAGGCUAAACCCAUGCUGGUUACAGUUGCAAAUGGGGGAAAAAUGAUGAGUAGACAGGUGGUAGAAGGACUUAAAUGGUGGAUUCAAGGGGAGCCUUUCUCUUUUCCUCUGAGGUUGCUGAAACUUGGGGGUUAUCACAUCAUUUUAGGGUGUGACUGGCUGUGGGAAAACAGCCCAGUGAAGUUUGAUUACAAGAGAAGGUUCAUUAAAAUCAGGAGGGGGGAGCAGAAAUUGCUCAUUACUGCAGAAGAAGAGGGUAAUGAGAGUCAGUUGCUAUCCCUAACUCCUAUGGAGAAAAUUGGGCCCUACACCCCCAGCUUACAACUGUCAGUUCCUACUGAGAUAGCAGAAUUACUGAAGCAAUUUGAGGAACUAUUCUUAGAACCACAAGGACUGCCCCCUAUCAGAGGAACAGAACAUCAGAUCAUUCUCAAGCCUGAUGCUGUUCCAAAGCAAUUAUGCCCCUACAGAUACUCACAUUCAUCAAAAAAUGAGAUAGAGAGCAUAGUGGAAGAGUUGUUAAGAAAUGGGACAAUAAGGAACAGCCAGAGCCCUUUUGCUUCCCCAGUCCUGUUAGUUAAAAAAAAGGACCUGACCUGGAGGAUGUGUGUUGAUUACAUGUACCUAAACACUAUGACUGUCAAACAUGACUAUCCCAUCCCUGUGAUAGAUGAACUAUUGGAUGAGCUGAAUGGUCCAAAAUGGUUUACCAAAAUGAAUGGAUGA